Molecule: messenger RNA, 1188 nt
Organism: Dinoponera quadriceps
Lineage: Eukaryota; Metazoa; Arthropoda; Insecta; Hymenoptera; Formicidae
Product: odorant receptor 22c-like
Exons: 3
Coding region: 1-1188 (395 amino acids)
Biological process (GO): sensory perception of smell; detection of chemical stimulus involved in sensory perception of smell
Cellular component (GO): plasma membrane
Molecular function (GO): odorant binding; olfactory receptor activity
Source: RefSeq, a predicted model, not a curated record
AUGAAGUCUUCUAUAAAGUGGAACGCCGAUACCGCACAGGUUUUAACGUUCUACAGAAAUGUGCUUGGUAUAGUUGGACUUUGGGUGUUGGACGAGAAAGACUUAUUUUCUAGGAUUCGAUGGUCUCUGUCGACGAUGGUGGAGAUAAGCGCGACGGUUAGCUUGUCGCUAGAAGUUAUUCGACAUUGCAAGAACCACGAGGAUACCCUGAAUGCCUUCCUAUCAGCGUCUUCGUCAGUAAUCAGCAUGUCGAAGCUGCUCUUGCACCGUCUGAAUUGGAGGCACAAGCUGAUAUUGGUGGAGUCUGUGAUUCAUGACUGGACUUUUGUGAAAAACCCUUCAUCACGCGAUAUCAUGCUGAAAUACGCGCGCAGAGGUCGGCUGGGCGCCACGGCGAUUUUCGCUCUCGGUUGCGCCUCCUGCGUGUUCCUCUUUACGCAGUUUGUGCUGGGCGAUAUGAAGAUGCCGUGGGAGCAGAUUUUCAACAACACGCACGUCGAGAGGAGGUUGCUCUUGGCCGCAUAUUGUGUCUUCGACACGUACACUUCCUUCACUUACGGCUUAAUCGAGAUUCUGCAGUCGCUGCAGAUCCUCGUCAAUUGCAUCUCGCAGUGCGGCAACGACGGGUUCUUCUUCGGUCUCACAAUGCACGUGUGCGGACAAUUCGAGGUCCUCAGGACGGACUUCGCUGCGAUGAGCUGCGAGGAGUUGCUUUGCCGUCCCCAACUCAUCAGAUUAUUGAAGAGGCAUCAUCGCCUCAUAUGCAUGGCGUAUCAUCUGAAAAGGGCAUUCGAUAUGGUCAUCUUGGCGCAGCUUUUCAUGAGCGUUAUGCUCUUGUGCGUCGAAGGAUUUCAAUUGCUUCUCACGCUCGCAAUAAACGAGACAUUCGCUGCGAUGAAACACGCACUUUUCAUCAUCGUGCUAUUGGUGCAACUGUUCAUUUACUGCUUCGCCGGACAGACAUUGGAGUUGCAAUCGGAGGGACUUGCUUAUGCGAUCUACGAGUCACCAUGGUAUUGCUUCGACGUAAGCGUGAUGAAAAAUCUACCAAUAAUGAUUCUUCGAGCGGCUACCCCUCAUCAGUUGACCGCGGGAAAAUUUUUAGCAAUAAAUUUUGUGAGUUUUAAGGAGAUUCUGAAGGCUUCCGCCUCGUACUUGUCCGUACUGAGGGUAAUGUUAGAGUCGUGA